[Torrubiella] hemipterigena is the source of this 2308-nucleotide messenger RNA. The record is from the annotation of a GenBank genome assembly. NCBI's taxonomy places the organism in Eukaryota, Fungi, Ascomycota, Sordariomycetes, Hypocreales, Clavicipitaceae.
GUGGCCCCUUGCAGCAGCGCUGGCAGGUGCCAGAAAAAAUUACAGCGGACUUUGGCUGGCGCGCAGACGAGCUGGCAAAGCUGAUUCAACUCUGCUGGUGCCAUAACCCAUUGAUCGUGUCGCCGUACAAAGUUGCAUCUUACGGGCAAUAGCAAUUAUCAAGUUGCUAUCCAGCCCAUCCAACGGAAUGGGCACAGAUACUAGAUCUGUAAAAGGCGUCCGCAUCGCCAUUGAGGGCUGCGGCCAUGGUACACUAGAUGCCAUCUACGCCUCGAUUGAGUCUUCCUAUAAGGCUCGCGGCUGGGAUGGAGUUGAUCUUGUGAUUAUUGGAGGCGAUUUCCAGUCCGUGAGAGAUGCCGCAGAUCUCUCCAUCAUGUCUUGUCCAGUCAAGUAUCGCCAUCUGGGUGACUUUCCUGAUUACUAUUCUGGUAAAAAGAAGGCCCCUUUUACGACUGUGUUCAUUGCCGGCAACCACGAAGCCAGUUCCCAUCUAUGGGAGCUCUACUACGGAGGCUGGGUUGCUCCCAACAUCUACUAUCUUGGAGCUGCCAACGUUAUUCGCUUCGGACCCCUCAGAAUAGCUGCACUCUCCGGAAUAUGGUCCGGGCAUGACUACCGCAAACCUCACCUCGAGAGGCUGCCGUUUACUUACAACGACGUUAAGUCCUUCUAUCACGUUCGAGAAUACGACGUUCGCAAAUUGCUGCAAAUACGAACCCAAGUCGAUAUCGGCCUCAGUCACGAUUGGCCACGAGGCAUUGAGAGGCAUGGCAAUUCAAACGCACUCUUUAAAAAGAAGCCCUUCUUCAGGCAGGAAUCGUUAGAUGGUACACUGGGCAGCGUCGCUGCGGACUACGUCUUGAACCGAUUACGCCCCCCAUAUUGGUUCUCAGCCCACAUGCACGUAAAGUUUGCAGCCCUCAAGAAAUUUGAUAACGAUAGCACAUCUACAGCGGCGCCGGUUGUGGCGCCGGAACCGCAGGCAGUCGCCGCUGUUGAGGCUAACCCGGAUGAGAUCGACCUGGAUAUGGAUGAUGAUGAUGACGACGCCAAUGGCAACGCCCCCGAUCAAGCACCAGCGACAACUGUAGCCAGUACAACAGUACCCGAAGCUACAAACACAGAGAGCGAGGUCUCAGACGCGUUAAAAGCUCAGCUACCUGCGUCUUUCUUUCAGAAGCAGAGGCCAAAGGGUAUCCCUGGUCAGCCCGUCCCCGAGACCAUCUUCAACAAGGAAGUGCGAUUCUUGGCAUUAGACAAAUGUCUACCUGGAAGAAGCUUUCUACAACUUUGCGACGUACAACCCCAUAGCCAACAAGAGGCCAAGUCGGAGACGACCAGCUCAAAAGGACCGCAACAUAGUCUUCAGUAUGACCCAGAGUGGCUUGCAAUUGUUCGCGUCUUUCAUACCGGUCUUGUGAUUGGCGAUCCCUCUGCGAAGGUACCCGAAGAUGAGGGCGAGGAACAUUACGCGUCCCUAAUCGAUGCAGAACGGAAAUGGGUAGAAGAACACAUUGUGCAAAAGAACUUACUUGACGUCCCGAACAAUUUCGAAAUCACGGCACCCCCAUAUGUCGAAGGAACGCCUGAGAUUGUGACAACAAUGCCGGAAGAAUAUACCAAUCCUCAGACUGAGACAUUCUGCAAUCUCUUGGGUAUUAAAAAUAUAUGGGACUCUCUGGUAGAAGAGCGCCAGCAGAGAAGAUUAGCUUUGGAAACGACCCCAGAGAUGUUUGGAGAGCAGGAAAGAAGUAGAUUUGGUGGUGGCAGAGGUGGUGGACGUGGAGGCCGUGGCGGCGGUCGAGGACGCGGAGGACGAGGUGGACGAGGCGGGCCUGGGAGAGGAAGAGGGGGCUUUCAUGGUAGAUAUUGACAUUUGACGCAUUUUAUCAACGGCGCUGGUAUGGGAUAAAAGUAUAUUUCAAGAGCGGUUUCUGUUGUCCAGGGUAGGGGCUGCCGGUUCACGGUAUGGACAGGUUUAGGCGCCAUGUGUCGUUUUAUACACCAUUGGAUUUAUUGUAGAAAUUCAAAGAGGUAUUGAGUUUGAGAUUAAAUCUUUAUACCUCUCCUUUUAUUUUACAAUUGAGCUUGCAUGGCAUUGUUAGGUAUGAACUGGCUUCUAAGUUUGCGUGACGGAGAGUACCACAUUUUACUUCUGUUGAUGGCCAGUACAGCACCACCUAGAACUUCAGAAAAUUAUUAUGAUGCAUUGUAGUCCCAUAACUACCCCUACCUAUUCAUUUAAUAUAAUUUCUUGAAAUUAUUUAAUGCUGAAACUGGCUGGUAAAGUCGCACUCAUAAUAGACUG